AUGAAUCCAGAUUCAACUCAAACGAUUGAUAACAAGGAUCCUAAGGGUGAUAACAAUCAGAAGCAACGGUGGAGAUUACUCUUCUUUAGUUAUACAGAUAUUGAGAAGGCUACAAAAGCAUUUUCAUUUGAAAAUAAGAUAGGAGAGGGUGGUUUUGGUCCCGUUUACAAGGGUGUAUUAGCAAAUGGACAGGAAAUAGCAGUGAAAUUACUUUCCAUAGGCUCUAAACAGGGAUUUGAGGAGUUCAAGAAUGAAGUUAUACUCACAGCAAAACUGCAGCAUGUUAAUCUUGUGAGGGUUUUGGGAUUUUGCAUUGAAAGGGAUGAACAAAUGCUAAUCUAUGAGUAUAUGCCUAACAAAAGCUUGGACUUGUACCUCUUUGACCUUACCAGACGAUUGCUUUUGGGUUGGAAUGAACGUGUUCAUAUCAUUGGAGGGAUUACUGAAGGACUACUGUAUAUUCAAGAAUACUCAAGAUUCACUAUAAUCCACCGAGACUUAAAAGCUAGCAACAUUUUACUUGACAACAAGAUGAAGCCAAAGAUAUCAGAUUUUGGCAUGGCUAAAAUUUUCACAAAAGAUGAACAUGAAGCAAACACGGGUCGGGUUGUUGGAACGUAUGGUUACAUUCCUCCUGAAUAUAUUAGACGAGGCUUGUACUCUGUUAAAUCCGAUGUCUACAGCUUUGGAGUUCUGCUACUACAGAUCAUAAGUGGCCAGAAGAAUGCCAGUUGUAAUGAUCUGACUGAAAAUUUAACCCUUCUAGAAUAUGCAUAUGACCUGUGGAAAUCUGGAAAAGGCAUGGAGUUCAUGGACCAGUCUUUGGAUGAUACACAUUCAUCAUGUAAAUUAAUCACAUGCAUGCAAAUAGCUCUUUUAUGUGUUCAAGAAAAGGCAAUUGAUAGACCAUCCAUGUUGGAAGUUUCUUCAAUGCUGAAAGGUGAAACUGCUGCUCUUGCAAUCCCCAAAAAGCCAGCGUAUUCAAAAGGAAAUGAAGAUGAGGAAAAGAAAUCUGAAUGGCAGCAAGAAUAUUGUUCCAUCAAUGAUGUAACAAUCUCCGAAAUGCUAGCUCGAUCAUAA
Molecule: messenger RNA, 1080 nt
Organism: Juglans regia (Persian walnut)
Lineage: Eukaryota; Viridiplantae; Streptophyta; Magnoliopsida; Fagales; Juglandaceae
Product: G-type lectin S-receptor-like serine/threonine-protein kinase At1g67520
Exons: 6
Coding region: 1-1080 (359 amino acids)
Biological process (GO): protein phosphorylation
Molecular function (GO): ATP binding; protein serine/threonine kinase activity
Source: RefSeq, a predicted model, not a curated record